AUGUUGAAGAUAUGGUCGAUGAAAAAGGAGCAGAAGGAUGCAGAGAAUGCUGAAGGUCAAGCUUCCGGCGGCAAGAAGAAGAAGGUGACAGCAGCUCAGUUGCGCGUGCAAAAGGACCUUUCAGAACUUUCCCUCGGUUCGACAAUGAAGACAGAGUUCCCUAACCCUGACGAUAUCCUCAACUUUGUACUCACGAUCGACCCUGAUGAGGGCAUGUACCGAAACGGUCGGUUCACAUUCGACUUUACCAUUAACCAGAACUUCCCACACGAGCCUCCCAAGGUUCGAUGCCGAGAAAAGAUUUACCACCCCAACAUCGAUCUGGAGGGCAAGGUGUGCCUGAACAUUCUGCGAGAGGACUGGAAGCCUGUGUUGAACUUGAACGCAGUGAUUGUUGGCCUACAAUUCCUUUUCCUUGAACCCAACGCAUCGGACCCGCUGAAUAAGGAGGCCGCUGAGGAUUUACGAAACAACCGGGAGGGCUUCAAGCGCAAUGUGAGGACUGCUAUGGGUGGCGGAGUGGUUAAAGGCACAAAUUACGACAGGGUCCUCAAAUAG
Molecule: messenger RNA, 558 nt
Organism: Fusarium poae
Lineage: Eukaryota; Fungi; Ascomycota; Sordariomycetes; Hypocreales; Nectriaceae
Gene: UBC12
Product: NEDD8-conjugating protein ubc12
Exons: 4
Coding region: 1-558 (185 amino acids)
Source: RefSeq, a predicted model, not a curated record